AUGAGCGACUUCCAGACCCAGACGUUUGGUCUUUUUGCGGAGCCUGCAUCGGGGCCUGCUCAAAGCAAACGGUCUCUAGAUAGCAGUGUGAAACUGAUGCUACCAACUCGACAAUGGAGUAAGAUUAUCGUUGACUUCUCGUUGGUGCAACUGGGCUGGGUUCAUUGCGCUGUGGAUGAAGCUAUAUUCAUGAAGGAGCACGAUGAAUUUUGGCAGAGUCUGGUCGAAGAUAAACAGGAAUGCUUGACAAAUCAUGGCUGGAUUGCAGUAUAUUUGAGUAUACUCGCUGUCGGGGCGUACUUUAUCAAUGAGGCGGAAAUACACGAUAUACAGCUUCUCUACGAAAGCUUCUCUAGUCAACCCCCUCCAGAUGUCUUGUUGCGGGGCAAGAGCCCGGCAGGAUUGUGUCGUACUUGGUAUGAAGCUGCGUUGAGGGAGCUUGAUCUCGCCGACUUUACUCGCAAACCCGCCUUAUCAACCAUUCAGACGGUCGCUAUCCUAAAUAUUGUCCACAAAAAUCUGGGCGAAUCGAGUCGAGAGUAUAUCCUCCAUGGUAUGGCGGUGAAUAUCGCCAGGCUCAUUGGGAUUGAUCAUCUUGGAAAAGAGAAAAGGAGGACAGCGAUUAAAGACCCAAACAGGGCCCAAAGAGUAAUCCAUCGAAGACUCUGGUGGACUUUGGUAAUCUGUGACUGGAUGACGAUCGGGUCGCGUCCAAUAUCAAUCCAUCCCGGUUCAUUCACGACCAUGCUAGAGACCGAGGAUGAAACUAGCGAUUCUCCCUCACCAUUCGAGUACCACAAAGUCAUGGCCCGAAUUGCAGCCAUGAUCCGCAGCCAAGUCACUUCAGUCAGAGGUUGGAGUCCAGCGAUACUGCAAGCAUCCUUUGAGGACCUCGACCGCGUCCUUGACUCUUUUCCAAUACAUCUUCGGUGCCACGAAUCUGCAAAUAACUUCAACCAUGAUCUUCAUGACGACAAUAACGAGCCGUAUUGGAACACACUUCAACGGAAUCUAGCCCUCAACUGUGUUGACUCCUGGCGGAUAAGUCUCUAUGUUGCCAAGAUACCUCAAAUGCUAGAUACCCUCGAACCAACCAAGCAUGCGGAUUUCUCCAAUGGCGUCCCAGUUGCGAGGCGAAUUCUGAACAGGAUAUACAAUAACCCAAAUCUGCGCCUUCUCAAGUUUUGGGCCGCUAACUCGGCUAUUAUUUCAGCGGGGAUCUUCCUCGCUCUCGAUAUUAUUUGCUUUCAACAAUAUCGGCCAGCAACUGAGGUAGCGAGAGAGAAGGAAAUGGUUGCAUUAAGUUUCAAAAUGCUUGAACAAUCGUCGGCGGAGACACGUCACGGUGGACUGCUAGUCCUGAGGCGACUAUCACAUCUAUAUGAAAUCGUGCUUCCGGCCCUGUUCCGCAAAAUUGAUAGGAACGCACUAGCAAGAAUACUCAAACUCGUGGCUGUUCCCAGAUUAUGGGAUUCCCUUCCAGAUUCAGAUGCGACUAUGCGAUUUGUCUUCCAGGACUCACAGUCCACUAGCGAGGGGGACAUUAGCGCUCAUCGCGUUUACUCUCAGUCCCUCACAUCUCCUUCUACACCUUAUCCGAUUCAACAUGAGAUAUAUGGUGCCGUUCCGCAAGGAGAGACACUUGAUGUUUGGGACCCUUUCCCGAUGUUAGGAGAAGAGGAAAUGAUACCUUAUUUGGGUCAGUUCUUUCCGGCCGCGGAUUUGAUCGAUGCAUUAUCCGAUCAUCGAGGCGAACUUCUUGGGUGA
This is a messenger RNA of Penicillium subrubescens, 1767 nucleotides long. RefSeq names its product fungal specific transcription factor domain-containing protein. The transcript is spliced from 3 exons. The coding region runs from base 1 to 1767 and encodes 588 amino acids. Lineage: Eukaryota; Fungi; Ascomycota; Eurotiomycetes; Eurotiales; Aspergillaceae. The record is from RefSeq and is a predicted model, not a curated record.